Emericellopsis cladophorae is the source of this 2298-nucleotide messenger RNA. Its product is annotated as ATP-dependent RNA helicase-like protein. The transcript has a single exon. Gene Ontology annotation, cellular component: intracellular anatomical structure; catalytic step 2 spliceosome. The coding region runs from base 1 to 2298 and encodes 765 amino acids. The record is from RefSeq and is a predicted model, not a curated record. Gene Ontology annotation, molecular function: RNA binding. NCBI's taxonomy places the organism in Eukaryota, Fungi, Ascomycota, Sordariomycetes, Hypocreales, Bionectriaceae.
AUGGCGCCAUCUGCCAAACGCAGGAAAAAUCUCGACCCUUUGGCCCAAGCUAUAGCCAAUUUCGCAAAUGCGCCAGUCGUAAAGCGUGCGCCGCCAACAGUGGCCCCAGAGGCUACUGCGCCUGCGCCUCCAGAUGUAGCAGCGGUGCCUUCACCGAGACAGGCCUCAGCGACAGUGUCCAACCCAGGCAAAGCACACGCGCACAACCCUAGGCGAGACCGCAAAGCCAAUUCCGCAGCAGCACCAUCAAAACCGCAGGCUGACAUCCGUAAAGCCCAAGAUGAGCUCCCCAUCGCACAGUACCGUGGUGAGAUACAGCGGGCGGUGCGCAAUUCCGAGGUUCUUGUCCUGAUUGGUGAAACGGGUUCAGGAAAAAGUACCCAAGUGCCACAGUAUCUACACCGUCAAUCAUGGUGUAAGCGCCGGAAAGUCAAGAUUGGGACUGAGGAAGUCAACGUGGGCGGUAUGAUUGCAAUCACCCAGCCACGAAGAGUCGCGGCCACAACGCUGGCGCACCGCGUCGCUCGCGAAGAGGGUACACCGCUGAAGCCUGGAGAGCGGGACGGGACGGUUGGUUACUCGGUGCGGUUCGACCACAAGGUUCCGCGUGGCACGCGGAUCAAGUUUCUCACCGAAGGCAUGAUCUUGCAGGAGUUGCUGCGAGAUCCCAACCUGAGAGACUACAGCGCUAUCAUUGUCGACGAGAUCCACGAGCGCAGUCUGGACGUUGAUCUACUCGUGGGGUUUCUGAAGCAGAUGCUUGCUGGGGACAACGCGGGUCGUGGGGGUAUCCCCCUGAAGGUCAUCAUCAUGAGUGCUACGGCCGAUGUGGAGGUCAUCCAGUCAUUCUUCCGGGACAUAUACCCUGAAGAAAAGCAGUCGGAGGCUAUCCAGGUCCUGAGGAUCGAGGGGCGGCAGUAUCCCGUACAAACUUUAUACGAACCCGAGCCUGUAACCAAUAUCAACGACGCACUGGUCGACAUGGCGCUCAAGGUUCACACUCAGGAACCAUUUCCAGGAGAUAUACUAGCUUUCUUCAUUGGACAAGAAGAGAUCGAAUCGGCACAGAAGCUCAUCGAGCAGCGCGCGGCUGAGCUCGCGUCGAAUGUACCGAAAAUCAAGGCUGUUCCCUUGUACGGGCAGUUGUCCAUGGAAGCCCAAAAGGAUGCCUUCAUGCCGGUCAAGGCCCCCUUCACCCGCAAGAUUGUGCUGGCAACCAACAUUGCCGAGACGUCAGUGACAGUACCCGGUGUCAGAUACGUGAUUGACUGCGGCAAAGCCAAGGUCAAGCAAUUCCGAACGCGCUUGGGUAUGGAAUCACUUCUCGUGAAACCAAUUUCGAAAUCGUCAGCGAUUCAACGAAAAGGCCGUGCUGGCCGUGAGGGACCGGGCAAGUGCUUCAGGCUCUACACGGAGGAAGGUUAUGAGGGUCUGCGCGAGGCUGAUCUACCUGAAAUCUUGCGAAACGACGUGCUCGGCGCUGUCUUGACGAUGAAAGCCAGGGGUAUCCAAGAUGUGAUCAACUUUCCCUUGAUCGACCCUCCGGACAUUGAAGCUAUCAAGAGGGCCAUGUUUCAUCUCUACUUCCUCGGUGCUCUGGAUCAGAAUGGCCAGCUCACAUCUGAAGGCUCUCAUAUGGCGAGAUUGCCAUUGCCAGCGCCGCUCGCCACUGUUCUCCUGGCCGCGCCUUUGCCCGAGUACGACUGUCUUCUUGAAGCCAUUGACGUGGUGUCUCUCAUCACGGCCGGCGGCGAUAUCUUCUUGCAGCUGCAAUCAGAAGAGGAGCAAGAAGAAAUUGGCGAGGUGCGCAGUGAGCUUCACCGCCGUGAAGGCGAUAUCAUUACGCUUCUGACGACCAUGCAACGCUACACGUCAGAGAACACCGACAGGAACGCUUGGUGUCAGGCCCGCGGGAUCAACGGACGCAACAUGCGGCAAGCCCUGAACAUCCGACGACAGCUGCGCGAUCUCUGCGUUAAACAGAAGCUCCUGGCUGAUAAGCCACCUGCCGAUCCCCAGCCAUUCGUACCUGUAUCGCCUGACCGAGCCGAGAACAUAAUCAAAUGCUUCCUCAAGGGCUUCGCCCACAAAGUGGCUACAUUGCAGCCAGACGGUACCUACGCUACAGCCGAGGGGAAGCACACCGUAGCUAUACAUCCGUCGAGUGUGCUCUAUGGCAAGAAGAAGGAAGCCAUCAUGUUUCUUGAGCACAUCUACACCACCAAGAAUUUUGCUAAAAAGGUCAGCGCUAUUCAAGGCGCGUGGAUACUGGAGGCAAUGGAGUCUAGAUAUUUGUGA